Dromiciops gliroides (monito del monte) is the source of this 1590-nucleotide messenger RNA. RefSeq names its product alpha-1-microglobulin/bikunin precursor (gene AMBP). Gene Ontology annotation, cellular component: plasma membrane; cell surface. The record is from RefSeq and is a predicted model, not a curated record. Lineage: Eukaryota; Metazoa; Chordata; Mammalia; Microbiotheria; Microbiotheriidae. The transcript is spliced from 10 exons. Gene Ontology annotation, molecular function: serine-type endopeptidase inhibitor activity. Bases 191 to 1252 code for a protein of 353 amino acids.
GUCCAGCCUGAGUUCUGAUUGACUGUAGCUGCCUAAGUCAAACAAUCCCGACCCUGACCAAGGGUCAGUGCCUGGGCAGCCACGAACUCAUCUAUAGCACAUCUCCCUUCUACAUCCUGGAGAGCAGGAGAGACUCUGCCUGCCCUGAUCCAACUGCUGGGUCUGCCACUACCAGACUGAUCCCAGAGGCAUGCUGGGCCCCCGUCUGCUUGUCAUCCUCUUGGUCACCUUGGCCACAGCCCGGGGCAGUCCUGUCCCCACUCAGGAUGACAUUCAAGUGCAGGAAAACUUUAUUCUCUCUAGGAUCUUUGGGAAAUGGUAUGAUGUGGCCAUUGCCUCCAACUGCCAGUGGUUGAAACGGUUCCGGAGCCAGUUCUCCGUGGGCACCGUGGUCCUGAGCCAGGGGCAGACCGACCGGGAGAUCAGCACCGUCAACACCGGGUUCAGGAAAGGUGUCUGUGAACAAUUUUCUGGGGUUUAUGAGAAAACGGACACAGAAGGGAAAUUCUUCUCUCACAGCUCCAAGUGGAAUGUGACCAUGGUUAACUAUGUGGUCCACACCAAUUAUGAUGAGUAUGCCAUGAUUCUGAUGAAGAAAUUCAGCCGCUUCGGACCCAGCACCACUGUGAAACUAUAUGGUCGGAAACCCCAGCUUCGGGAAAGCCUUCUGCAGGAAUUCAGGGACUUUGCCCUAGGUUUGGGUAUCCCUGAAAAUGCUAUCUUUUUCAAGUUAGACAAAGGUGAAUGUGUUCCUGGGGAGGUAGAAGCUACAAUUCCACCAGUACGUGAGCCUCAGAGAAGCCGCCGGGCUGUGUUACCUCUGGAGGCUGAGGCAUCUGGCGCUGGUCCAUUGCCUACCGGGUUUGUCAAAAAAGAAGAUUUCUGCCACCUGAAGCAAGAUGUGGGGCCCUGCCUCGGGAUGAUCAGUAGAUACUUCUAUAACGUCUCUUCCAUGGCCUGUGAGUCUUUCCACUACGGGGGCUGCUUGGGCAACGGCAACAACUUUCACUCUGAGAAGGAGUGUCUCCAGACCUGCAGGACAGAAGCGGCCUGCAGACUGCCCAUCUUGCCUGGCCCCUGCCGUGGGAGCCACCAGCUUUGGGCUUUUGAUGCUACCCAAGGGAAGUGCAUUCCCUUUCUCUAUGGGGGCUGUCAGGGCAAUGGAAACAAGUUCUACACAGAGAAGGAGUGCAAGGAGUACUGUGGUGUGCCCGGUGAAGGGACUGAGGAGUUCCUGCGGCUCUCCAACUGAACUCAGCCCUCCCUCUGCGAGGGAGUGAGCACAAGGUCGCCAGCCAUGUGCCCCUGGGCAAACUGAUGAUACAGGAAAGCCAAGUGGAGAGUGUGUAGAGAGAGGGCACUCAGAACCUCAUUCCCAAUCACCCAAAUUAAGAUGUCUUUAAAGACAAAUCCCUGCAGCGCCCUGCAUUUGAAUCUCAUGGAACAAUUGGUCUGUUGUGUCUGUUCUAGUUCUAACCUUCAGGCUAGACAAUUCCAACUUCUCUUUCUGUAGACACGAUGACUUGACAUCUCUAAUUGGUUUGUCUCCUGGCUCCUUCAAUUCAAUAAACUUUUAUUAACUGCCAACUA